Molecule: messenger RNA, 3066 nt
Organism: Sporisorium graminicola
Lineage: Eukaryota; Fungi; Basidiomycota; Ustilaginomycetes; Ustilaginales; Ustilaginaceae
Exons: 1
Coding region: 1-3066 (1021 amino acids)
Source: RefSeq, a predicted model, not a curated record
AUGACCGACGAGGCUCUCAAGGAAAGGCUUCGCUCACUCCGUCAAGGACUCCAACCCGAAGCACACAAGACUCCAUCCUCUUCUCUUGCUUCCACUACCAACCCGCCGCCCUACUCCUCGAAAGUAACGAAAGCUCGCACAUCUUCCUGCGCAGACCAGCAAGCCGACGCGGAUCAGCUGUUGUUCGAAAGGCUUCGCAAGCUCCACUCGAUUGAUACAUCUCCACCUCUCCAAGCCCUUUCGACGGCACCACCGCCACGCAGCAAUCCUCCCGAGCCUCUGAAAGCGGAACCGCGGGACGAACAGGACGAGAUCGACGCUCUCAUUCAGUCUGCACAAGACCAGCUAGAUCUUGAGCGAUCCGCUACUCAAGACAUAAACGACGGCGCUGAGUCCGACCAUCUCUCUGAUUCAGACGUUGAACAGGACAUUGACGCCAUCACAAAGGACGCCCAAGACAUCGUCAACGCCGUUCGUGACGAGCUCGCCCUGGAAAGAAGCGUUCGAUCGACACAACCACCAUCAAGCCAGGUCCGCACCGAUAACGAAGCCGACACUCCCGAGCAAGUGCAGCUAACCAUGGUGCAUUCCAACGACGAGAUCGAGAGAGCUCUCGCAGACGCCUCGCAGGACUCUCGUCUCUUCGCUACCAACGAUGUCCGCAACGCUGUCGCCGACGAAUCGGCUCCAUCCAAGCCUGCCGCCAGCACCACCAAGGCACGUCGCAGCUGGCUCGGCGGACGCUUCUUGUUUGUAGCUAUGCUGAGUCUGCUCAUCGUCGCGAUCUCCUCCGUGCCAGGUGCUUACGCUUUCGGUGCUGGCAACAUUCCUUCCUUCGCCUUCAUGGAGGGUAAGGCCUUCCGACACGGCGACAUCGAAGACAUCCUGGAGGAACUCUUCAAAAAGGCCGGCGGCUCCCUCUUUGGCUCCAGCAAAUUUGGCGGCCUCGACAUUAAGCGCACCUACUUUGGCAACUGGUUGCGCGACUACAGCCAGGCCAUGGACGUCGCUGCUCUGCAGAAAAUGUCCAAGCAGGCCAUUCUCAACCUCGUCAUGGUGCUUGGCUUCUUGGCUCACGGCUAUGCCACCGCCGAGUUCCAAGUCACCGACGAACGUCUCGGGGUCUAUUUGCCCGAAGAGCACCUCGAUAAUCCCAAGGGCUACGCUGAUGGCAAGGAUGCUCGUCAGUACGACCCUCGCCUCCGUGAACCCGUCAACCCGCAAGAGCUCGAGAUUGACCCACGUUCAGGCAUGAAGAACUACCUAUCCAACGAGAGCGGCGGAUGGCGCACCGGCUCCGGCCUCAUCCGCCGCACUCUCAUCCGCGUCAUCGAGACCGGUCGUCGCGCACGUGAUUCGGGACAGGACGCAGAGCUGUAUGAAGCCUACCGCCUCCUCGGCCAGGCACUCCAUACGCUCGAGGACUUCCCCGCUCAUAGCAACUGGACCGAGCUUGCUCUGCACCGCCUUGGUCACCAUAACGUUUUUCUCCACGUCGGCGACAACGUCAAGGUGCGCGCUCCGGAUGGCACACAGAUCGCCCCCGUCGUCACUGGUACGUUUGGGAGUGCCGAUUUUAUCCACUCGCUUCUCGGAGAAGCACAAGAUCACCUGUCGGAAGCCUCCAUCUCGGAUCUCAACAAGGCUAUGGAUGACGCCAAGAGGCAGUCGAGCGGCAGCAACCGAAGCAUCGUGCAAGACAUCCUCGGUACGCUCUCCAAGGUGCCCGGUGCGGGAGGCAGCAAUGUUUCGCGCGACCUCCAGGAAGUUUCUCGCGGUCCCGUCGCUGAUCCCGCCACCAUGUCGCCCCAGGAGAUGUACGCCAAUCUCUGGAAGAUCCUCGAGCUGCGUGACCGCAUCAUGAAGGGCAUCGAGGGUACUAUCGAGAAGAUUCCGGGCCUCAGCUCUCUUGUGGAGAAAUUGACCAACGAGUUGAACGUAUUCGUUUUCACCCUCAUUGAGCCCUAUGCUAAGCCUAUCAUGCAGCAGGGAAUGAGUGCGCUCAAGCUUGGUUCUGGUGCCGUCAUCAACAAACAGGAGCAAUUCGAAGUGUUUGACGAUCCCAACGCCUCCGACCCUACUCAUUCGAUGCUCAGCAAGGACCACUUUGGACUCAUCCUCAACGAGGUCGCUGGUAACGUGGCCAAGAUCAUCGUCCGCAACACUGUGACCAAGGUGGUCAAGGCAUGGGAUGACCGCAACCUGGACCCCGCACGCGUUGCUGACGAGUGCUUGGCGCCCAUGUUCCACCCGUACUGGUUCAACAACCAGGCACCCGUGCAGAAGGAAAUGAUGGACUACGUCGCAACCUGGGCCAGAAGCCAUCAGACCGAGAUCGGCCGUCUGAGCAAGCAGAGCGUGCGCAACCACACCAACACGCGCUCUGGCAAGGCCGAACCGCACACGCACGGAGACGACCAGCCGAGCAUCAGCUCCUUCAUGGGCGGCGCCAACAGUCAGGCCGCUCACAGCUUCUCCAACAACCACCACUCUAGUGGUGGAGGAGGUGGAGGAGGACACCAUGGCAGCGGCGGCGGGGGUGGUGGAGGCGGUGGAGGCAACAGCAUUGGAUCGCAGAUGGCGGGCUACACUUCCAACUACAUCUCGAACCAGGUUCAUGGUUUCGUUGGCAGCCACGUCCCUGGUGGCCAACAGUUCUUCCGAGAACUUCCAGAGGGCGGCAACGAGGGAGGUCGAGAGCCUUCUGACUACGGCAGCAGCGGUCGUCGUGACGAUCAAGACCCGUCCUCGUACGAUCACAACCGCCCUUCGUUCCCUCAAGCCGAACCCACCGGUCAUGACGGUUAUGGCAGUCAGGAACACGCUUCGUAUCCUACUCCUGGAGGAUUCGCACCGCCUGGCGGCCCGCCUCCGGGCACUGGCGGCUACGGCGCUCCUCAAGGAGGAUACGGUCAGCCAGAGUACGCUCAACAGGGCUACGGACAGCCUCCUCAGGGAUACGGCGGACCUCCCCAAGGUUACGGUCAGUCGCAGCAGUAUCCUCCUCCGGGAGGCUACGGCCAAGGCGGCUACAACCAAGGUGGUGGAUAUGGUGGCGGGUACUGA